Messenger RNA from Papaver somniferum (opium poppy), 978 nucleotides. RefSeq lists its product as uncharacterized. The transcript has 7 exons. The coding region runs from base 142 to 603 and encodes 153 amino acids. The record is from RefSeq and is a predicted model, not a curated record. Lineage: Eukaryota; Viridiplantae; Streptophyta; Magnoliopsida; Ranunculales; Papaveraceae.
CUACUCAGUCUUACUUAGUUCCCCCGUUUUAUUCAAAACAAACUGUUUUUGAAUCUCACUCAUUUAGUAGCUCCCCACUUUACCAAACCCUAAAAAUCUUCUAUUUUUAUUUCAAAUCUAUCAGUAGAUCUACCAAAUCUAAUGGCCGAUUCAGAUUCUUCUACUCCAACUCCUCCACUCACCACUCCUCUUUCCUCUAAGAAAGAGAAUACGGUACCUAUUGGGAGUAAAAUCGCAGAACUUACUGAAUCUAGGGCAGAGCUUUUGACUAGGAUUCAAGGGUUAAAACAGGAUUUGCAGAGUUGGAGAUCCAAGCUAGAUACUCAAGUAAAAACUUACCGAGAUGAACUUUCUGAUCUGAAAAAAUCUCUUAAUGUGGAAGUGGAUCAACUAAAAACAGAGUUUCAAGAUCUCAGAACUACUCUUCAACAACAACAAGAUGAUGUUACAGCAAGUCUAAAGAACCUGGGGCUACACGAAAUAUCUCAAGAUACCAAAGAAACCGCAAAUUCCGCUGAGAUUGAAAAGAAGAGUGAUGAAGUUCAGCCUCCAUCAUCAGAGGAGCACAGCAGCAAGGAAAUUCAACCACCAGUAUCAAAAUGAAGGAGGGCUCUGGUAUAUCUUGCAAGAGAAAAGUAUUUAUGCUGAGGUGAUAUAAGAAUGAGUUUGUCGGUACUUCGAAUGGCUUGUUGUUCUUAAUGAGAUUAUACACAUCUGUAUUAAUUUUUUUAAGAGAAAAUAUCACUUCUGCUUUCUCCUUCAUCUUGUGCUGUCCACUGUGAACCUAUUUGUCCUCAGAUAUAUUAGAUGUUUAGGAGGUUGUACACUAGUUAGUUUCAUUUUGUGCUAGAAAUCUGUAGUACGUGCUUCUGAUUUCUGAUUUCGUAAGAAGCUAAUUCUCACAGAUUUCGGUGUUAUCCCUUGUAUUUUUUAGUUCAUCUUAUUUAGUACUGAAGUCAGAGGUGAUAGUUUAGGUUU